Molecule: messenger RNA, 366 nt
Organism: Diabrotica balteata
Lineage: Eukaryota; Metazoa; Arthropoda; Insecta; Coleoptera; Chrysomelidae
Source: the annotation of a GenBank genome assembly
AUGGAUACAUGUCAAGCGUCCGAUAAGUUUUUAGUAGGUUUAGAAAAUUUCAAGUUACAAAAUGAUGAAAUUGAGGUUGAAAAAAUUAAAACUCAACAAGAAUUACAUUAUAGAAAAGCCAAAUCAGGUCAUCAGGCAUUAAGGGAUGCAAUAUUAAACCCAGAUGUGCAUGCAAUAAGUUUUGAUCUACAGCUAACCCUUUCCACACCAAAUCUUGCCACUGGUCCCAUAUUCUAUAAGAGAAAACUGCGGUGCUAUAAUUUAAGCAAACAUUCCCUUGGAGAUAGUCAAGGUCACUUUUUUAUGUGGGAUGAAUCCACUACUAAAAGAGGGUCGGACGAAAUAGAUAGCUGUCUCAAAAUGUAG